AUGGUCGUUGAACUUUCUUCCGUAGAAGAACAUUACUUGAAGAGAGAGUUAUUAAGGAUUGAGUUGAAUACAGAGUUUGAGAAGCUUAACGACAUUAAUGCAUUGAGGAAGUUCGGGUGCCCCUUCUCGGAUGAGGAUCCGAAGAGUAAGGGCAAGGCUAAAAAUAAGAGUCAUUCACGAAACAGCUCGGUUUCUAGUCGUGUUUCAUCAACGCUUAAUUCUGAUGAUGAGGUGAAACAGAAAUUUGUUGGUGAGUUUCCGGUAUUAAGCCAUUUCUUGCAGAAUUUUGUAAUGACGUUCCCAUUGUUGUCCAAGGAGUUGGUUAAGGAUCCGUCGUUUUGGCAGGGUAAAGUUCAGGUGUUCUUUGAGCAUUUCAUGUCUUUACCGUUCAGUUCCAGUUUUGAUAGAGAAGAAUUGACAAAACGUCGGAAGAUGGCAUUGAAAUUGUCCAAGGUGAUUUUAUUGUUCUAUAACUCUGGGAUCGGUGUGUCAAAGGAACGUCAGUACUACGAGCAAGAGAAAUAUCAUCUUACUAAGGAUGCAGAGAAGGCUACCAAGUUGAAUAAGUUUACCAUGCCAAGCAAGGAUAAUUUGCAGUACUUAUUGACGAACGAACCUAUCUACUUCAAUGGGAUCGAUAUCAAUGUGAUAGCCGUGGUAGAGCAUCGGUUACUUUUCCCUGAUGAUAAGGUGAAACCAAAACCGGCUAAAAGUGUUGCAAAUAAAUGGAUGAAAUCAAAUCUAGGGUUUGAUUUCUCGAAGCUAUCGUUGAUUGAUUCUGGUAGCUCUAAGAGACAUCAAAGCUAUUUUAUGAUACGGGUUCGUAAGGAGGACCCUGCAACUACUGUUUUUGUUUAUAAGACCUAUGAGGAUUUCAAAAGAUUGGCUAAGGAUUUAAAGACUGGAUACCCGGGUAAAAAACUACCGCAAUUACCUCAUAAGAACAAGAUCCAGGCCUCUAUCAAACAAGAUGGUGUUGAUGUGACAGAAACGCUUGAAUCCAUUACACAGCAAGCGAAAGCAGACUUGGAGACAGACGAGAUUGAGUACGAAGAGUUCGAUGAAGACCAGCACGACCAGAGCUCAGAACAAAGUUCAGAACAAAACACUCCUAAUAUCAACAAGAACCGAACGUUGCCUCGUGAAAGAAUGAGAACGUCGUUGAGACAAUAUUUGAGAACCCUUUGUCAGGAAAAGGAAGUGGCUACAGGUACACCUUUAAAGAAAUUCUUGUUCUCUAAAAGUGAACGUCUUGAGGAUGCUGAACUCAAUUCUGCUGUUAAAAAUGAUAUGAAGAACCGUGAACUUGUAGAUCUGACCAACAUAGAGCAUCAAAUCAAAUUCCAAAAAAUGGCCUUCGAAAGGUCGUUGAAAUUGCAAGACUCAUUAAAGGAAAUGAAAACUUCCUUGCUACAAGAUCAAGACUUCUUGCUUGGAUUAUUCAAAGAGUUUAAGGAGAAAAGGGACCCGUACGAGUUAUCCCCAAUCUUGAGGGAUUUCUUUGACUGGUGUAAGAUCUACAUGUCAGCAACCCUGUACCAAAUGUUUUUGGGAGAUGAUAGCGGGUAUGAACUUUAUAAGCAAGUCCGAAGAUUACAUAAGUUGCUGCCGUAUACAAUCAUGAUUCAAAUUUUACGGUUUACUAAUCCAAUAGCGAUAAUGAAGGGUAUGAUGGAUUUGUUUAUGGCUCAGCCAUUUGGAGGACAAUCUUUGCUACAAACAAUGUUUUCUACUAUUUUAACGGACGAUUUGAAGGGCCAAGAUAAAAUAAUCGAAGAGUUGGAAACAGUGAUCAAGACUAAUCACCAGUACGGUACUGAAAUAUGCAGAUUCUUCAAGAAGGUCAUCUUUGAAAAUGAAGAUUCUUCCUUAUUGGAUAUGGAUGCUGUUCACAGCGAUGUUAAAUUGAUGAGUAUGCCUAUAUCUGUGAUAAUUACCAUGAGGGGAACAGAAAUGGAACACGUGUCUUCUGAUGCUCUUGCAGAACUAAUGGAAUCCUACACCUACUGGAAAAACGAACAAGAAAACAGUAUUGCACUAGUUCACGUGAGGUCAAAUGAUUCUUUAAGCGCUUCAGUCGGUGUAUAUUUCACUAGAAUCAAAGAAUAUCUACAAUUGUUGAUUCAAGAGCGUGACAAAAGAUUAAUGAAGCAACUAUGGGAGGAUCCGGAGCUCUCUCAAUUGAUCAAAUCAAUGGUUACUUUGUUCUACGAGCCAAUGAUUAAAGUGUUCAAAGUGGCACGUAUGGAUUUGGCCUUCAGAAAUUUUGAAAAGUUCAUGAAUGAUUUGAUCUAUCUACUCGAUAAUGUUAUUAAUGGUAACAAGGGUUCUGUCACUAUCACAAAUAUUGUUGAUGAGAUAAAUGAAUUGAUCAACAAACAUGAAACUUCGUUUUAUCAAUUCGCUCAUGAUAUCUAUGUCAACGAUACGCAAGGUAUAUUUGAAGGUUUCAUAACUUGGAUUUGUUCUAUUAUCAAUUUCUUGCAACGCAGUAAAUUUGGAAAGGUAGAAGAUGCAAUAGAUCUAAAUGUACUUUUACAGAAAUCUGACGUUGAUGCAGAUAUUGUUAAAGAGCAAUUACAGCAAGUAAUCGAUAAAAGAUUAGAAAGUAGAAAGCUCUAUAGUGAGUUAGUGAAGACCAAGGGUAAGAAAGAGAACGGAGAACAGAAAAAGGAAUCGGAAAAUGUCAAUAAUCUACUUGACAGGCAAUGGAAAAAUUUGAAUCAUAUGGUUAUACCGAAUGAUUCAGCAGAUUUGAAUCUUGAUGAUGCAGAUCUUGUUGAUUUGGACUUAGAUAUUCAGGACUAUGAAUACCUGCAAAACGACGAAGCUGAUGAGUUAGAACUCAAAUAUAAGGCAAUUCUUGACAAAGAAGUUCCUGUCUCUGAAAUCGAAAAGUUCUUAGAAACUACGUUCAGACCAAAAUUGCGUGAAGUCCUCAACGUUUAA
Molecule: messenger RNA, 2949 nt
Organism: Kluyveromyces lactis
Lineage: Eukaryota; Fungi; Ascomycota; Saccharomycetes; Saccharomycetales; Saccharomycetaceae
Gene: LEC1
Product: Lec1p
Exons: 1
Coding region: 1-2949 (982 amino acids)
Molecular function (GO): phosphatidylinositol binding
Source: RefSeq, a predicted model, not a curated record